This is a messenger RNA of Orycteropus afer afer, 2038 nucleotides long. RefSeq names its product GTP binding elongation factor GUF1 (gene GUF1). Gene Ontology annotation, biological process: positive regulation of translation. Gene Ontology annotation, cellular component: mitochondrion. NCBI's taxonomy places the organism in Eukaryota, Metazoa, Chordata, Mammalia, Tubulidentata, Orycteropodidae. The record is from RefSeq and is a predicted model, not a curated record. Gene Ontology annotation, molecular function: mitochondrial ribosome binding; GTPase activity; GTP binding.
AUGUGGGUCCUCCUGGGCCAGGGGUGGCGGCGUGGGCCCGCGCUCGUGCAGUGGUCCACUAGAGCCGCAUGCCUAGGGCUUCCUGGGUUCCGUCGCGCUCCGAUCCGCGGGGCUGCUGCCGAGCCCUGGGCUCCGGCCAGACUCUACAGCGCUGCAGACUGCAAGGAAAAAAUUGACAUGUCUAGAUUUCCUGUUGAAAAUAUUAGAAAUUUCAGUAUCAUUGCCCAUGUGGAUCAUGGCAAAAGUACUUUAGCUGACAGACUCCUGGAACUAACAGGGACAAUUGAUAAAACAAAGAAUAAUAAGCAAGUUCUUGAUAAAUUGCAAGUGGAACGAGAAAGAGGAAUCACUGUUAAAGCACAGACAGCAUCUCUCUUUUAUAAUUGUGAUGGGAAGCAAUACCUUUUAAAUCUCAUUGAUACUCCUGGCCAUGUUGAUUUUAGUUACGAAGUAUCCAGGUCACUGUCUGCUUGCCAGGGUGUUUUACUUGUGGUUGAUGCAAAUGAGGGUAUUCAAGCCCAAACUGUAGCAAACUUCUUUCUUGCCUUUGAAGCACAGCUAUCAAUAAUUCCAGUUAUUAACAAGAUAGAUUUGAAGAAUGCUGAUCCUGAAAGGGUUGAAAAACAAAUUGAAAAAGUGUUUGAUAUUCCAAGCGAUCAGUGUAUUAAGAUUUCUGCUAAACUUGGAACAAAUGUUGAAAGUGUUCUUCAGGCAGUAAUCAAAAGAAUACCCCCUCCUAACGUGCAUUGCAAAAGUCCCCUGAGAGCUUUGGUAUUUGACUCCACCUUUGACCAGUAUAGGGGUGUGAUAGCCAAUGUAGCAUUAUUUGAUGGAGUGGUUUCCAAAGGAGAUAAAAUUGUGUCUGCACAUUCUAAAAAGACCUAUGAAGUUAACGAAGUAGGAGUUCUGAAUCCUAAUGAGCAGCCAAGUCAUACAUUAUAUGCAGGACAGGUGGGCUAUCUGAUUGCUGGGAUGAAAGAUGUCACUGAAGCACAAAUAGGAGAUACAUUUUAUUUACAUAAGCAACCAGUGGAGCCCUUGCCUGGGUUUAAAUCAGCGAAACCAAUGGUAUUUGCAGGAAUGUACCCUGUUGACCAGUCUGAAUAUAAUAACCUGAAGAGUGCUAUAGAAAAACUGACUUUAAAUGACUCCAGUGUAACAGUUCAUCGGGAUAGCAGCCUUGCCCUAGGUGCUGGCUGGAGGUUGGGAUUUCUUGGACUCCUGCAUAUGGAAGUUUUCAUCCAAAGACUAGAACAAGAAUAUAAUGCUUCUGUUAUUUUGACAACUCCCACUGUUCCAUACAAAGCUGUUCUUUCAUCAGAAAAAUUGAUAAAGGAAUAUAGACAAAAAGAAAUUACAAUCAUCAGUCCUUCACAGUUUCCUGAUAAAUCAAAAGUAACAGAAUAUUUAGAACCAGUUGUUUUGGGCACUAUUAUCACACCAGAUGAAUACACUGGAAAAAUAAUGAUGCUUUGCCAGGCUCGAAGAGCAGUUCAGAAGAAUAUGAUGUAUAUUGAUCAAAAUAGAGUUAUGCUUAAAUAUCUCUUCCCUUUGAAUGAAAUUGUGGUGGAUUUUUAUGAUUCUUUGAAAUCUAUGUCUUCUGGAUAUGCUAGUUUUGAUUAUGAAGAUGCAGGUUACCAGAUUGCAGAACUUGUGAAAAUGGAUAUUUUACUGAAUGGAAACAUUGUAGAGGAGCUAGUAACUGUUGUACACAAAGAAAAAGCGCAUUCUGUUGGCAAAGUCAUAUGUGAACGUCUAAAGGAGUCUCUUCCCAGGCAGCUGUUUGAAAUAGCAAUUCAAGCUGCUGUUGGAAGUAAAGUCAUUGCAAGAGAAACUGUGAAAGCAUAUCGAAAAAACGUUUUGGCAAAAUGUUAUGGUGGUGAUAUUACCCGAAAAAUGAAACUUUUGAAGAGACAAGCAGAAGGAAAGAAAAAACUGAGGAAAGUGGGCAACAUUGAAGUCCCAAAAGAUGCUUUUAUAAAAGUUCUGAAAACACAAUCUGAUAAAUAAUUGGUAAGAAAAUACAAAGAAUUUUCAU